CUCGUCCCAAUCCGGUAAUGAGGGGCACAACUAUUCUCGUAUGCUAGAUUUACCCCUCCAAGCCGUCACAAGCUCCCAGAGCAUCAUCAUCAUACCACCUGGUUCGUACAGCCGUCAACAACACCGCCAGCCAACAUGUUCAAGAAGGAGAUACAAGCGGCCCCCAAGUCGAAACUAAAGUCGUCAGUACAGCGGUCUCUUCGCCAGUCGCUUCUAACCACGUUCCCGCUGCUGCACCGCUACAUCGAUGAGAUCCUCCCCAAGAAAGGGUCGCUGUCGGCUAUGAAGCUGCCCGACCGAUGUACCUUAUAUGUCCUUGACGGCGAGCCAUUGUUCUUCCAACAGGACACAGCUACGCUACUCCCCCACCUCAAGCUCGUCCACCGCUUCCCUGCCGCCUUCCCUAGCAUACGCAUCGACCGUGGUGCGAUCCGCUUCGUGCUCUCAGGGGCAACACUUAUGGCACCCGGCCUGACAUCCGCCGGUGGAAGGUUACCUAGUGGUAUUGUCACUGUGCGCGCAGAGGACGGCGCAGGAGAGCAGCUGGACGAGGAUGAUAGGUGGACGAGGGAGCUGGUAAAGGGCGAGCCCGUCGUUGUAAGGGCCGAAGGGAAAACGGAGGCAUGUGCUGUGGGGUUCCUGGUCAUGGGUACCAAAGAGGUCAAAGACAAGGGGAAAGGACCUGUCAUCGAGGACGCACAUUACCUUGGCGACGGUUUAUGGAAACUGGCUACCGAUUCAUGAUUCAAGGAGGCGAAAAGGUCUCUAUCUGCUCACUAUGUACCUACAGUCUGUCCGGUGCAUGCGAGCCAUGGGCAGGACGAUCGAGGAGAGUCCGCGAGACAUUGCAUUCGUACGAAACUUCAAGGCGGGUAUAGGCCGACGAGAGUGCCGACGGAUUGGAUCAACGGCUACGUCACCCUCUCGCGAGCAAUAGCGUAAUGCGAAGUGGAUGUGGAAGGGCACAUCUAGUGGGCACAAACAUAACAAGAUGCCACUACGCACAUGUCACGAUGUCCAUAGUCAUAUUUCAUGGGAGAACCACAUAUUAUCCACUAGUGAGCGAGUGUAUCUAAUGACCACCUUGUAAAUCUAAUUCCAUCCUGGGUUCAAC
Messenger RNA from Xylaria bambusicola, 1114 nucleotides. RefSeq names its product PUA domain-containing protein. Gene Ontology annotation, biological process: formation of translation preinitiation complex. The transcript has 2 exons. NCBI's taxonomy places the organism in Eukaryota, Fungi, Ascomycota, Sordariomycetes, Xylariales, Xylariaceae. The record is from RefSeq and is a predicted model, not a curated record. The coding region runs from base 136 to 744 and encodes 202 amino acids. Gene Ontology annotation, molecular function: RNA binding.